Messenger RNA from Carassius gibelio (silver crucian carp), 929 nucleotides. Its product is annotated as mitochondrial inner membrane protease subunit 1. Lineage: Eukaryota; Metazoa; Chordata; Actinopteri; Cypriniformes; Cyprinidae. The coding region runs from base 357 to 851 and encodes 164 amino acids. Gene Ontology annotation, molecular function: serine-type endopeptidase activity. The record is from RefSeq and is a predicted model, not a curated record. Gene Ontology annotation, cellular component: mitochondrial inner membrane peptidase complex; membrane. The transcript is spliced from 6 exons.
AGCUUUAAAAGGUGAGCAUAUACUGUAUGUUAUAGUUUAGGCAGAGAAUCUGUGCCUGCUAUCAAUUGCAAAGAAAAAACUGCUCAGAAACAAUAGUUUGUUCACCUCACCCUGGACUUUGAUAAGCAAAACAACAGCUGGCCCUUUCACUGCCUCUCUGAGAUAUGACGACAUCCAGUCAGGCAGAAACAUCCCUGGACGGAGGGGGCCUUUGGGCAGAGCAGCUAACUCUCAUACACCCUGUUUGUGUUGGGGUAUCAGACGCAAUUAUGAGGAUUCAAAGGUGUGGAUUCGAUGUCUGACCAGCAUGGAAAGAGAGGGGAGCAGGGGACAGAGGAUUUGUGAAGACUGGCAGGAUGUUUCGUGGUUUCUUUGUGAAAACGAUUAGCUUUGUCGGUUACACCGUCCAGUAUGGCUGCAUCGCUCACUGUGCCUUUGAGUAUAUCGGCGAAUUUGUAUCGUGUUCAGGGCCUUCCAUGGAACCCACCAUUACUAACCAUGAUGUGGUUUUCUCCGAACGAGUAAGCCGUCACCUCUGCCGAAUACAAAAAGGGGAUAUCGUAAUAGCCAAAAGUCCUUUUGAUCCAAAGAUGAACAUUUGUAAACGAGUGAUGGGGCUGGAGGGGGACAAAGUCUGCACUAGUGGACCAUCAGACGUCUUUAAAACACACACUUACGUUCCAAGAGGCCAUGUGUGGCUGGAAGGCGAUAACCUUCGGAAUUCCACAGAUUCCCGAAGCUAUGGUCCAAUUCCCUAUGCCCUGAUCCGAGGACGCGUUUGCUUAAAGAUGUGGCCACCGCAUAGUUUUGGCGUAUUGGCUGGAAGUCCUAAUGACGGGCGCAUUUUAUGAAGAAGCUGUGUGCAUGUGUAGUCGCAAUGUAAAUUAUAUUUUUGCAAUGUUUUAAAAUAAAUCCAUAUUUAUAAUUCA